AUGCUUGGGUUGGGUGCGGAACGGUUGCGAGCCGACAUGAAUCGUCUGCUCGCUUUGCUCUUCCACCAGGGAGUGCUGGAUGAGCAGUUCUUGCAGCUUCAGCAACUUCAAGAUGCAACCUCACCAAACUUUGUCUCUGAGGUCGUUAACAUCUACUUCAAUGAGUCCGAGAAACUCUUGAGAAAUCUCAGAGGAUUGCUGCUGGAUAGAGAGUUCUCCGACUACAAGAAAAUGGGAAUCCAUUUAAAUCAGUUUAUGGGGAGUAGUUCAAGCAUUGGUGCCAAAAGAGUCAGAAAUGUAUGCGUUGCCUUUCGCGCAGCUUCCGAGCAGAAUAACAGACCUGGGUGCUUGAGAGGUUUGGAGCUGCUGGAACACGAAUAUUGUUAUCUCAAGAACAAACUACACGAACUGUUCCAUCUAGAGCAGCAGCGACUACUGGCAGCUGGAGUCAGGUACCCCAUGCAGAAUUGAAGCAAACCACAACUACAGUUCCUUCUUGGGCCCUAAAAAUCUCUCUCAGCUCCACGAAGCCAAGCUUACCCACCAAAAGCACAGGAAAAGCACAAGACACCAAUUUCACCUGUCUUUAAUGUGGAGUGAUGC
Ilex paraguariensis (yerba mate) is the source of this 603-nucleotide messenger RNA. The record is from the annotation of a GenBank genome assembly. NCBI's taxonomy places the organism in Eukaryota, Viridiplantae, Streptophyta, Magnoliopsida, Aquifoliales, Aquifoliaceae.